CGCCCAAUUUUUGAAUUCUUAUUCCUCGCUCUCUUUCUCUCUCCACUGUCCAGUUAACGCCCGCUCGCCGGUCGGUGAACGGAAUGAACUUCUUCACAGUAUCGCAUCCCUUGCACCACCACCGCCAACAGGACGACCAUUACCACCAAGACGAAGAAGCAGAGCUCGAACAAGAAGAGGAUUAUUCUAAAUCCCGAUCGCUGCAGGAGCCAUCAUGCUCCCAAGGCCACCGUUCCUCCCUCAUUCUCCAAACCCUAGAGGGCGGCGCAAUCUGCCUUCUCUGCUUUGCCAACCUCGUCUCAACGCCCACCUCCCCCACCGUCCACGUCUCCUACGCCCUGUCUCAGCUCUCUCGCGCCCUUUCCCACCCUCCCUUCCUCCAUUCCCUCCUAGCUUUCCACGCCUACUUUCUCGUCUCCCCUCUCGUCCACGCCCUUUCCGCCUUCAAUGACGAUCCAAUCGCCUCCCAGGCCACCGAUCUCAUUCUCCAUCUCUCUACCUCUGGAGAUUCCGCUUUUUUGGGUGAGUUUGUGCUCCGAGUUUCGGAGCGGCUCUCGUCCGGUGCCUUGGCCUGGAGUCGCCGCCAGGUUUACACGCUACACUGCUUAGGGGUUCUCUUGAACUGCCAGACGAAUAAUCCAUAUGCCAACAUCAGAGACAAAGAAGCCCUUGUAUCCAACUUGGUCGAAGGUCUUCAGUUGCCAAGUGAGGAGAUUCGUGGGGAGAUCCUGUUUGUUCUAUACAAACUGUCCGUCCUCCAAUAUAUGUCUCAGGGUGUUGAUGGCUCUGAUGUUUUAGUUGCUUUUUGUCCCAAGAUUUUGUACUUUUCAUUGGAAGCUCUCUUGAAGACUCAAAGUGACGAUGUCCGCUUGAACUGUGUAGCACUUUUGACAGUUUUGGUGCAAAAAGGGCUCUUUAGGAAUGCAUUGGUGAAUAAAGCAAAUGACAUGGAUUCCUAUAAAGAUGAGAACUUCAUGCAAGCAACAGAAGAUAAAAUACAAAAGGCUUCAUUAAACAUGUUCAUUGAGGCCAUUAAAGGCUCCCUGCUUUCUUCAGACAGCAAAGUACAAAUUGGCACACUAGAUCUGAUAUUUUAUUAUCUGUCAUUGGAAAGCACUCUGGAAGAACAGAGCCAGAUCUUGGUGGAAGAAAACAUUGCUGACUAUGUAUUUGAAGUACUAAGACUGUCAGAGCGUAAAGAUCAAGUGGUCUACUCUUGCCUUCAGGUUCUUGAUCUUUUAUCAACAGCUGAGCAAGCUUUUAGGCAAAGGCUUGCUAUUGGGUUUGCAACUCUGGUUCCAAUUCUGGAUUAUGUAGCUGAAUUCCCCUUUCAUCCUGUUCAACAACAGAUGCUGAAGCUCAUAUGGAACUGCAUCAGUAAUUGCCCUGGAAUAGUAUCUACUUCUCAUAUUGAAGAACUAUGCCUGGUCUUGACAAAAAUUUUUAGGGGACAUAACAAUGGGGAGAUGAGCAUGCAUCCUGACACAUUUGGUAUGGCCUGCUCAAUCUUUGUUGCUCUUAUGAAAUUCCCAUCGUCUCAUGGGAAUUCAAAUCUGGCAACGUCAGUUCAGGUAGCAUCAAAAGACGCUGUUUUGGCUUGCUUUAGCAUCUCCAAUAAAUAUCCUUGUCUACUCUUGCACUCAUUGUCCCUACUGAAAGAGGCAUAUGCAUAUUGUUAUGAAGACAACUCCAACAACAGCACCAGUAAUGCAGGACUUGCGAACUGUAUUUUGGAUGUGUGUAAAAGACAUUUGUUACCUUGGCUAGUAACUUCCAUCAAUGAAAUGGAAGAGGAAAUUGUAUUGGGAAUAGUGGAAACAUUUCAUUCAAUAUUGGUUCAGGAUUCUGACAUCCAGGCCGUGGAAUUUGCAGGUAUAUUGGUUUCAUCUUCUUGGUUCAGUUUGUCAUUUGGAUGUCUAGGCUUGUUUCCUACAGACAAAAUGAAAUGGAGGGUUUAUUUAAUGUUCAGUUCAAUUGUGGAUAUGCUUCUUGGAAAUGAUUCUGGGCAACCUAUUAGAGAUGCUGUUUCAUUUCUGCCAUCUGAUCCUAUUGAUUCGCUGUUUCUGCUUGGGCAGAAGAGCAGCCAAAAUCCAGAAUUGUUACUUUGUCAAUCUGCAGUGUUGCUGAUACUUGAGACAAGCUCUUUAUAUGAUGAUAGACUUGCAGAUGAGAAAUUGAUUUUAGCUUCUUUGGAGCAAUAUCUUCUUGUCAACAGUGAUUCCUUAUGUAGGGAUGCUGAUUCAGUAGCAUUGACCCGACUGGUUAAUCUUUAUGGUCUCUAUAGGCAUCUUGCGGAGAUUGGCUACCAAAUCUCCUACAGUCCUGAAGCUGAGAGGAUCCUGUUCCAGAUAAUGGUUGAAAAAUGUUGGGAUUUGCCUUCUGAUAGAAUCCACUUGGCAUCAUUGAAGUGGCUUUUCCAACAAGAGAAAAUCAUCAAGCCACUGACUGACCAGAUCUUGAAAGUCUGCAGGAGCAAUAUUUCACGUGACAACCACAUCAGUGUUCAUGGAAAGCCUAGCCCAAACAUAAAUGUACAAAGAAUUGCAGAGUUGGUUGCAAUGGGAGAUAAUUUUGGAGCAACAAUUUUCACAUGUUUGUUGAAACAGCUUGUAGUGGAAGAGGACCGAGAACAUGACAUUAUUUCAGUUGUGAAUCUUAUGGCAGUAAUAAUAAACAUCUUUCCAGCUGCAUCAGACAAAUUAUGCUUGCAUGGCAUGGGCAGUGCAAUGCAGAAUCUUAUUUGCCAUUUAAGCCAUUUCUCUUCCCAGCACUCUCGUAUGGCUAUUUCACUUUUAGUUUUCAAUAUUUUACGUUCACUGCACCCAGGGACAGUCUAUGAUGAUGAGGGUUGGGUUGUGGUGACAAUGAAGUUGAUAGACUACUUGAUUUCAAAAGUGGCUGCUGAUGGAUGGACACAGGAAGGUCUACUAGGAAUUGGUAUUCUUUGCUUGGUCUUGCACCAUUCCACCAAUGUGUCCACCAGUGCCUCCCUAGUGGAAGCUGCAAAAACCAUUCUUCUAAAUACUUCCUUGUCCUGUACAAUCAAAAAUACAAUCAGGGUAGCCUGUUCAAAGGGACCUGCAUUAGUUGAUGAUAAUGAAGGAACAAGCACAGGAGAAACUUUAAUAUUUUUACUUUUACUGCAGUACUUCUCUCUGAGAAGUUUGUAUGCUGUUCUACCAGAGGCUUUGGACUGGCAGAAUUUCUUCAAUCGAUCAGAUAGCAUGCAGCCCCUUCCCUUGCUUGGCAUUCACUGCGAUGACUUGUGCAGGCUGAUCCAUUUUGGCUGUCCUCUGGUCAAGCUAAUUUCUUCAUAUUGCCUGUUAAAGCUGUUUACAGGAAUAUCAGAACAGGGAAAUGGAAAACUCAAUGAAUGGAAUUGCGACAUGAAGUUUCUAACUUCUGUAAUGGGCAUAUUAGAAGGCUUGGUUUUCUGCAGUGAUCACAGAGUAGCUUUGAAUUGUAGCCUCUGUUUAUCGAUGAUUUUAGGCUGGGAAAAGCUGGACAUGCAGGAGACUGGAGUAGGUGGAAAGACUAAUUGGUGCAGGCUAAUUGUAGAAGAGUUGGCAAUGUCUUUACUGGUCCCCUGUUUGGUAUCAAAAUCAUUCAUGAAUCAUCACAAGCCUGCAGUUCAUGUGGCUGUGGCAUUGCUUAAACAAGAAAAAUAUCCUGAGUGGGUGAGAUCUGUGUUUGAUUAUCACUGCAUAUCUGGAAUAAUUGAGAACCUUUCAGCUAGCAAUAUGAGCCCAGAGAUAGUACUUCUAUUUCGGGAGUUAGUGAAGUCUCAGCACCUGCAAGCUGACCAAAUUGCCAGUCUCGGUCAGGUGCUCCAGGCAUGCAGAAAGCAUAUGUACACCAACUCUGUGGAACACGAGAACACACAGAAGCUCGUAGAGAAGGUGGUCUCUGUCUCAAAUGAUUUGGUAGAUGUUUGUGAGUUUCUAUUAUGCCUAAUGACAUCUGAAUCUUGUAUUCAAGCGGGCAAUAAUACGUUGUUAGGAGAAAUAGAAAUGCUUUUAAGGAAUCUAGCAGACAGCGAGAAUGGCCAUGGAAAUUUGUGACACUGUUUUCAACAUGGAACCAAUUGUCAUUGGUGUCAUUUUAUGGCGUCACAGCCUAAGCUUGCUAGGAGUCAUGCAAUGCAGUGACCUUUACGAAACAAGGUCAUAAUAUUUGAAAAUUAGGUGACAUGCAUUUAUAGAUUUAUGACUAUCAGAAAUAAAAUGUUCAAUGUUGUCUUUAAAUAGUCAUAAGAACAUAGCUUCUUGGAGCACUUGUUGAUUGGCUGGAAACGAAAGUCAUGCCAUUUGCAAAAUGAAUAAAUUUUGGGCACCGUGAGUUGGAAU
Molecule: messenger RNA, 4346 nt
Organism: Malania oleifera
Lineage: Eukaryota; Viridiplantae; Streptophyta; Magnoliopsida; Santalales; Ximeniaceae
Product: protein PUTATIVE RECOMBINATION INITIATION DEFECT 1
Exons: 9
Coding region: 84-4061 (1325 amino acids)
Biological process (GO): meiotic DNA double-strand break formation
Source: RefSeq, a predicted model, not a curated record